AUGCUACCUGCUCGCGUCCUUGUGCGGGGAGGUGCCCGAGCUGCACGCCUCAGCAUUCCAUCCGCUCGUUUGGUCAACUUCACGGCUAUUCCUUGCUGUGCAUCCCAACGACGCCAUUACGCUCCGGGCUCUGCGCCUUACCUGUCAACGCGUUCUACCGUUGUCCAAUUGCUAAGUAACAUUGGCUCGAAGCGAGAAGUCCAGCAGUACUUGUCUCAUUUUACUUCCGUUUCUUCCCAGCAAUUCGCCGUGAUUAAAGUCGGCGGUGCGAUUAUAACCGAGCAUCUACAAACUUUAUCCUCCGCCCUUGCAUUCCUUAACCAUGUCGGCCUUUAUCCUAUCGUUGUGCACGGAGCGGGCCCACAAUUGAACAAGUUGCUUGAGGCUGCAGGCGUAGAACCGCAGUUUGAGGAUGGAAUCCGAGUGACGGACGGCAAGACCCUGGCUCUGGCCAGGUCCCUUUUCCUGGAAGAGAACUUGAAAUUGGUUGAGGAAUUGGAACGCUUGGGCGUUCGAGCGAGGCCUCUUACGACUGGUGUCUUCUCGGCGGAUUAUCUUGAUAAGGAAAAAUACGACCUAGUUGGGAAAAUCAAUGGCGUUAACAAGAAGCCAAUUGAGGCAGCCAUCAAGUCUGGUUGCCUCCCGAUUUUGACCUCUAUGGCGGAAACCCCGGAAGGUCAGGUUCUCAAUGUUAAUGCUGAUGUUGCUGCUGGGGAGCUGGCUCGCGCCUUGCAACCAUUAAAGAUCGUGUACCUCGCUGAGAAGGGAGGGCUUUUUAAUGGAGAUACUGGCGAAAAGAUUUCUGCUAUCAACUUAGACGAGGAAUAUGAUGAUUUGAUGAAAUUGUGGUGGGUUCGCCAUGGUACAAGAUUGAAGAUCAAGGAAAUGAAGGAAUUAUUGAACGACCUCCCACGAACUUCGAGUGUUGCCAUCAUUCAUCCUGCAGACCUUCAGAAAGAGCUGUUUACAGAUACAGGCGCAGGAACUUUGAUCAGAAGGGGCAACAAGCUUCACGUGAAAACAUCUAUUAAGGAUUUUGAAGACCUUGACGCUCUCCAAAAGACUCUUGUGCGGGAUCAAGAGGGCUUGGAUGCCGAAGCCAUGGUUGACAGGUAUAUACAGGCCUUGAAAGGACGCGAAUUUAAGGCAUAUUUCGAUGAACCUAUGGAUGCACUUGCUAUAGUUCUUCCUCCGAAAGAAGGCUCCAGUCUCGCCCACCUGGCAACACUCACUAUUACGAAAUCUGGCUGGCUUACUAACGUUGCUGAUAAUGUAUUUGCAAGCAUUCAGAAGGACUUCCCGAAAUUGGUUUGGACAGUCAAGGAAGACGACGAGAAUUUGACUUGGUUCUUUGAUAAAGCCCAGGGUAGCCUUAACCGAAAUGGCGAAGUAUUGUUCUGGUCAGGAGUUAACAGCCCAGAGGAAGUAGGACAAUUGGUUCAUGAAUUUAGCCAGCGUGGUGGUGAUAUGUUCGGCAACAUUCACCUGGAUGCCAAAUUUACUGCCCCUAACAAAAUUGGCUCAAGCCCAGUUUCUUCUCAACAGAGACGGGCAUUCUCGACCACAGUUCGUCCAAAUGCAUUCCUUGGUAUGAAAUCUCACUCUGUUCGGCAAUACACCACGACCAACCCUAACCCUCCUCUUGGGAAAAAGAAUGCAUCAAAUACACAUCCUUCUCGGGUAGCUCUGAUUGGCGCUCGUGGCUAUACGGGCCAGGCUCUUAUCAACCUCAUAAACGCUCACCCUUAUUUGGAUCUUCGACAUGUAUCUUCUCGUGAACUGGCUGGCAAACCACUUCAAGGCUACGAUAAGCGAUCCAUCGUUUACGAAGAACUUAGCCCUGAGGAUGUUCGUCGCAUGGCGGAACAAGGCUCUGUUGAUUGUUGGGUCAUGGCACUACCAAACCUUGUUUGCAAACCCUACGUUGAUGCAAUUAAUGAGGUUGACAAGGAGAAAGCUGUUAUUGUGGACCUAAGUGCAGAUUACCGAUUUGAUAGUAGCUGGACCUAUGGGCUACCUGAACUUGUUAAUCGGGGCAGCAUUGCUCAAGCGAAGAGGAUAUCAAACCCUGGGUGUUAUGCUACUGCUGCACAGCUGGGCAUCGCUCCAUUGGUUCCAUUCCUCGCCGGCCAGCCCACAGUUUUCGGUGUCUCGGGCUAUUCUGGAGCGGGAACCAAGCCAAGCCCAAAGAACGAUGUUGCAAACCUUACCAACAAUCUUAUCCCAUACAGCUUGACGGACCACAUCCACGAGAAGGAGGUUAGCAACCAGCUUGGUAUAGAUGUUGCUUUUAUCCCUCAUGUCGCUGUAUGGUUCCAGGGUAUUCAUCAAUCUAUUAGCAUGCAAUUGAAAGAACCCAUGACAUCGCGGGAUAUCCGCAACCUCUACCAGGACCGCUAUGCCGGUGAAAAGCUGGUGAAGGUGGUUGGAGAAGCACCAGUGGUCAAAGAAAUCGCUGGCCGCCAUCAUGUCGAGAUUGGCGGGUUUGCUGUUCACUCCAGUGGGAAGAGGGUGGUUGUUUGUGCAACAAUCGACAAUUUGUUAAAGGGAGCUGCUACUCAAUGUCUUCAAAACAUGAACCUUGCGCUCGGAUACUCAGAGUUUGAAGGCAUACCAGACGAGCACUAA
Ophidiomyces ophidiicola is the source of this 2628-nucleotide messenger RNA. RefSeq names its product Protein arg-6, mitochondrial (gene ARG6). Gene Ontology annotation, molecular function: NAD binding; NADP+ binding; acetylglutamate kinase activity. NCBI's taxonomy places the organism in Eukaryota, Fungi, Ascomycota, Eurotiomycetes, Onygenales, Onygenaceae. Bases 1 to 2628 code for a protein of 875 amino acids. The record is from RefSeq and is a predicted model, not a curated record. Gene Ontology annotation, cellular component: mitochondrial matrix; mitochondrion; cytoplasm. Gene Ontology annotation, biological process: L-arginine biosynthetic process. The transcript has 3 exons.